Homalodisca vitripennis (glassy-winged sharpshooter) is the source of this 1900-nucleotide messenger RNA. RefSeq lists its product as uncharacterized. The transcript is spliced from 2 exons. Bases 138 to 1652 code for a protein of 504 amino acids. Lineage: Eukaryota; Metazoa; Arthropoda; Insecta; Hemiptera; Cicadellidae. The record is from RefSeq and is a predicted model, not a curated record.
UUAAAAAUGUAAAUAAAUUUUAACUAAGGUUAAAGAAAAAUUAUCUGUCAUUCCUUAAAUUUAAAAUGAACAUAAUAAUCAAGACGGAUUGUGUAGAUCCACUUUAAGUAGCUUCUAAAACUCCACAACCAAUCAAAAUGGGUGAAAUGGAAGAUGCAGUUUUGAAGAACUCAAAAGGCGCGACUUACAUGUCAUUUGUUCUUGAUGUUGAAGUUAUUCUUAAAAAGAAGAAAGGUGCUCAGCGAGGUAAUUUAGCUCAGAGCAAAGUCAGGAAUGAGAGUAAAGUCCCAACCAAAACAGAACAGGAAGACAAGAUUGUCAAACAACCUGAGGAAAAUGAGAAUAUAACAAAUCCACCAUCCGAGAAGGAUGAUAUAACACCACCACCACCAGAGAAGAAGGAAGGUAUAACAAUGUCACCACCAGAUAGAGAAGAGGAUGUUAAAGUAUAUGCAGCAACAUUGGAGCCGACUGAUAUAUUUCUCGAACAAGGCAAAGUUUUGAAAAAGAUAAAAUCCUCAGAACCACUCGAAGAUGACAAUCCAACCAUAAAUGUAGCCAAAAAACACAGUAUAAAGAAGAAAAUGAAGAAAAUAAAUCAAAAAUCUAAAGUUUUCAAAGGAAAAAUUGAGAAAGUUGACUUUUUAGAAUGCAAUAGAAUAUUUAUGUGCAAUUAUUUAAAAAUACGAAACAAUAAACCUCACAAUACGAAAUCACAAAUUGAGCCAAAUACAAAUGAUAUCAAUUGUAAAAUAAUGACUGAACAUGAAAGAACAUUUAAAACUAUUGGACUUGUGGAUAACAUUGAAAAGUCGCCAAUCUUGAAGAAGAAGGAUACUUUUUCAUUUCUGGUUGCUGAUGUUAUUCAACAAAGAAAUUAUUCAACUGGUGAUUUUAUGAAUGGAAAUCCUGAGGCAGGUUCCAGAAACUUGUCAGUCACUGGUUUAAAUAGAAGAGCUAAUGUCAAAAAAUGUUUAAGCUCAGGUUAUUAUAAAACUGUUAAUAUUAGUAGCAGCAGACGUCAAAAAUAUUUUUACAGACACAACUUUUCCUGUCAAAACGUAGUAAGUGAAAAUGAACAAUACACUGACAAAGUAAUAAAAAGAAGCAAAUCGUUGCCCAGCAGGUAUUUUGUACAGGAGUUAAAUGAGUUCAAGACUUCCCAUGAAGACAUUAAAAAAUCAAAUGUUUUUAACUUUCUUCAUGGAGAUAGAAACAAGUUUUCUGUUGAACCAAAUAUUCUGAAUCAAAGAGCAAAUGUCUUCUCCAAAGAUGAAAUAUAUAAAGAUUUGUUUAACUUGGAGGUUAAAUUUUUUCACAAUUCUGAGAGGAUCAUUAAGCCUCAUACACACAGAGUAACUAGGUUAAAAUGUACAAGCAAAAACGUUAAACUGAAAAGAGUGAAUUCUACUUGUGAAAUUUCAAAUGUAACAAAACAAUGUAUAGUUUUAAGAUCCAAAAGCUUGGACCACGUUCAUAGAUUUUAUAAAGAUAACAAUAGCAAAAUACUGACCUUAGUAGGAACAAACAACGAUACUAAUGUUCCACAAGGAAAUGAUAAAAAAUUAAUAAGUAAGAAUAAAUUUAAAAAGAAACAGAGUAUCUGGAAAACUAUUAACAGUUAUAUAUUUGAAUGUGUCAUAAAAAAAUAAAACUUAAAAAAAUCAGGAAUAGUUCAUAAAUGAGUCGGUGAAAUUUAUCUGUAGAUAUUAAUUGUUGCACAAAUUAGUUAUGAUUGACUGAACUAAUUUAUAAUUUGCCGAGUCCGAAGUUUAGAUGUAAAUAAAGCUAGAAGUGAAGGAGCUUGGACUAACAGAGUAUGAAGACUUUUUAUGCAGGCAGUGGAAAUUAUUAUGAAUUUGAUGUCUAAUUUUAAAUUAAAAUUUGUUUAACAGACAAA